Molecule: messenger RNA, 2921 nt
Organism: Gymnodraco acuticeps
Lineage: Eukaryota; Metazoa; Chordata; Actinopteri; Perciformes; Bathydraconidae
Exons: 18
Coding region: 233-2257 (674 amino acids)
Molecular function (GO): protein binding; RNA binding
Source: RefSeq, a predicted model, not a curated record
CAUCCAAUCACAGCCCUGAACCACAACAUACUGAAAUCCUCACCAUUUGAUUGGUGUAGGCUGUUGGAGGCUGGUAGCAGCCUCUAAGGUUAAAGGCAGGGGAAAAAGUGCCCGUAUCAAACGCGGAAAGGGGAAGAAAACAGUCAGAACCAAAACUGUACAUUUUACCUUCAACGAGAAAUACCUUCAGACACAGUCGCGGGAAAAUACUUCAAAGACACACUCUAUCACCAUGCCAAAAAAGAAAGACAUUGUUAGAGGUGCUCCUGUAUCUCGAAUCCGAGAAAACUCAAGACUCAUGCACACUCAUGAAACUAUGGUGGAUUUCAUCAAUGGACGCCAUCCUCGAGACUCAAUUUUAGAUGUCUUCGCCUCUGGCUUAUUAGGUUUAGAUUUUUUAAGGACGUUUGAGGGAGAUUUGGACGAUGACAUCAUAUAUACUGAUGAUGACGAUGAUGAAGAUGAUAGCUUUUAUACACGCACUGUUUCUCACCGGUCUUUAGAACCACAUCCACGAAUUAAGCAACUCAGUGAAGAGGAGGCUGAUAAACAUGCAAAGGAAUUGAUAGAAGAUGAGGAAAAGCGUAAGGACAAAACUGAGAGGAACAAGCGUAAGAAAUUGCGUAAAAAACAAAAGAAACUGUUAGAAAAGGAAAAUGCAGUUAAAGACAAUUUACCUGAGGAAGAACAAGGGAAGUCAGACUCCUCAGAAAAUCCGAAAGACAAUCCUGUUUAUGAAAAUAAUGCAGAAGCAAGAGAAUCUCCUGAACCUGAUGCAACACACAAUGGCACUGUGGCGGCUGGAUAUGAAGAGAACAGUUGUAAUAAUGAAGAGGAAAAUCUCGAGGAGACGAUUACAAAAGAAGAAAAAAAGCAAAUGGAUUUGCAGGAUUUGAGUAUAAAUAAUUCCCACGCUUCUACGACGAACUCGGUGCCCGAGGUAUUGUGUAAUAAGAGGCCUGCCAGAGAGAGAAAAAAGAAAAACACUGAAUUACCUGAAGUCCAGCCGUCUGAGGAGGAACAAACAAAAAUUGUGGCGCAACCUGAAGUUCAAGAGAAGGAGGAGAAAUAUGAACCAAAUACAGAGAAACAAAUGGAUCCUAUUGCAGAAGAGUUAGCAAAAAGGAGCAGAGAGCUUGCUGGUAUGGGAAAUCGUAUGGCUGCCUCCAGUCAGUACGAGAUGGCCGUGAAAUGCUUUACAGAUGCCAUUAAAUACAACCCAAAGGAAUUUAAGUUAUUUGGUAAUCGGUCCCUGUGUUUUGAGAGAAUGCAGCAGUAUGAAAACGCUCUCCAGGAUGCUGACCUCGCUCUCUCCAUGGAGCCAAACUGGAUAAAAGGUUUAUUUAGGAAAGGGAAAGCUCUGUGUGGGCUCAAGAGAUACUACGAGGCCUCGCUGAUCUAUAAGGAGGUGUUGAAUCUGGAAAGUUCGAGCGCUGAAGCCACGCAGGAGCUGAAGCGAGCGCAGACGCUGCACCUGAUGGAGAUGGGCUUCAGCUGGGCGCAGAGCUCCGAGGCGCUGAAGACACACGGCACAUUGGAGGAAGCUGUGGAAGCUCUGUUCGGGAGGGAAGACGGUAAACUCUGUCCUGGAGGUAAACGUCAGGAAAUGUUUCCCACAGCUGGAAAACAACUGUCACUACAUUGUUCUGAUGUCGGGGCCAGUCGGGAGGACUUGGAGCCCCCUGUGGUGCAGGAGGAAGACGACGAUGAUGAGGGCGACUGGACCGUCCUCCAGGCAAGCCGUCCCAGAAUGCAACAGGUCAAGGAGUCUGAUGCUUUUGGCCACAGCAGAUCCAAUUCUCAGUCGCCUACGCCUCAUUCCAGGAAUGCAAUGAAACCAGAUCUUAUGUCUGUUUGGGUGGGAUCCUUAGCUCCGACUGUCACCUACUCCACCCUGCACGAGCUCUUCAGCCGAGCGGGGACGGUGUACAGCAUCAAGAUGCUCCUGGAGCAGCAGUGUGCCUUUGUGAACUACGCCAAAAAAGAAGACUGCGAUCGAGCUAUCCAGUGUAUCAAUGGCCUGGUGGUAGAGGGCGCUCCGCUCUCUGUGAGAUAUCCCAACAGAUUCACUGGGCUCGGGGCUCCCAGAUCAGCGGCCUCUGACCCCUACACACGCCCCGGCCUGUUCAAGAAGGAGUGUUUCUUCUGGAGGACCUCGGGCUGCACGAGGCAGGACUGCACCUUCAAACAUCUCCCCGGGAACAAGAACGUCGACAAGGACAAGUUCACCAGCAGACUGGGGAACUUUAACAUGUAGGAAAUCAAACAUGACAAGCAUGCAUUGAUUCCUUUGACUUUGGACACAAUGGUGGUGCCAAACCUGGGCUGACUUUAGUCGCCUUUGGUUCUUCUUGGUUUUGGUUGUAAAAAAAAAAGACUCCGAGACUGCACCAUGAAGGCCCACCAUUGUUGUACAAAUGCAAAGGACACCAAGCUAAAUAUACUAAUGCAUCAUAGUAAUAAUUAAUGUCCAUCAAGCUUUGAGCAUUCCUUUUGCAGUAGGACUUUUUCAGGGAUUAUUUGUGAUUCAUCUGUUUAAAGAUUGUGUUAAAAGACUUGAUUUUAAGUUGCUGCUUUGCUUUGUUUUAAGAUGUUCCUGUUGUUUCUUCAGUGACCACUAGAUGGCACUGUUACCUUUUACCUCAGCUACUAACACUUUAAUUGUAAAGGCUGUGAUAGAAGUAGUUAAGCUGUCAGCACAUUUAAUGCGCCAUGUUUGAUUUUGAAGCUGCUCUGUCAUUUUGAUGGCUGUGUUUGUUUUAUGUGUUUGCUGAUUAUUAUGUCAUUAUUGUUUAUGUUUUGUUUUGCCAUAUCUGUUGGAGAAGUACAGUGAUGUUUGGACACAAAAACGUGCCUUUUUAGUAGCACUUUAGCUGCAGUUUAUCACGGGGAAAACAGAGGGAAUUAAAGCCUCAACCUUA